Molecule: messenger RNA, 2481 nt
Organism: Recurvomyces mirabilis
Lineage: Eukaryota; Fungi; Ascomycota; Dothideomycetes; Mycosphaerellales; Teratosphaeriaceae
Exons: 2
Coding region: 1-2481 (826 amino acids)
Biological process (GO): spindle organization; mitotic cell cycle; establishment of meiotic spindle localization
Cellular component (GO): spindle pole
Molecular function (GO): calmodulin binding
Source: RefSeq, a predicted model, not a curated record
AUGUCGCGUAUAUCAAUGGUAACACCGUGUCCGUCCGGACCUGUCAACAGUAAGACGCGCUGGCCUGGACGAGACGACACGCUUACGAUAGAUAUCGAUUACACGCGAGCAUUACGACCAGACUUAACGCAUGGUGCAAAACCAAGGAGGAAAUCGACCUUUGUGCGCAAGACCGAUAGGAAUAUCGGUAUCACUAUCUUCGAAGAUGUGCUGGAGGAUGUGGAGUUGGCACUCGAGAAACCGAGGGCAGUGGUUGGCGCAACGCUCUUGGGCAAGCCUGCACAGAAACUUCCGAUGGACGCAGAUGGGCUGGCGAGCAGAGAUACAAUGGGCAAGAUACGGCAACCGCGGACAAGUCUCUUGCCGGCAUCGACUACUAUGCUUGCGGCAAAUGCGACAGUGGCGGGAACAUUGAAGAAGAACCCGCGAAGACGAACGAUUUACGUGCCGGAUGACACGACCAUGUUGACCAUUCAUCCGGGAGCGAACUCGACACGCCUAGACGACACCUUCCAACUACCUGUUCUGCCUACAGUAGCGUCCCUGCCAUACGUACCUCGACCUGAGACAGUUACUCGGGUGCAGGAACAUUCGCCACCAGCACCGGGGCCGAGGAUGUCUAUGGCUCCGAAGCGUGCUCCGCUACGACACAUGCGCGCCACUACAAACGUCAGCAACACGUUCUAUGAAGUUGCUGGUCAAGGAGGUGGGAAGGAGAAUGUGCCGCCCAGGGCGUCAACGGCUGCAAAGUCUUUCGAGAAGACAGAAAGUGUCAAGCCUGCUGUGGCGCCGGUCAUGUCCGUAAAGACUGCUGCAGCCCAGUCGAGACUUUUUGAACCCACUGUGUCCUCGCAAGCCAGGCAGACGACGGUGGUUCGAAAAGCUGUGCCUGCACCCAGAUCUCGGACAACGGUUAGACCAGACGGAAUCUCGCUCAAGCGAAAGGACAUGCAGCACCACUCAUCACUGGCCGCUUCGACCGCACAUAGCCAGCGACCAAGACCACAUGGUCGUCCAGCUUUCUUAAAAACGUUCCAGGCCCCUGCGAGUGCAAAGUUAUCCCAGUAUCCUGUCUUGGUCGAGGAUGUUGAGCAACCGCAGCUCUAUGGCACGGGAUAUCUCAGCCAAGAAGAGAUUGCCUUGACCGAGCUUGUCAACACCGUAUAUGAUCACGCACAGCCAAAGCAGUGGGAAGAACAUGAUACUAGUCUACGACAGAAACUCCUUGAGAUCUACCACCGACCCGAGGUCACGACCCUCCACAAUCGAAUGCAGGCGUCGCUGGAAUGCGGAGCUCUCAGCCGACCAAAGGAUAUGUCCUCGCCACCAGACAUCACGCAAGAUCUUGGCUUGCGGAAGCGCUUCCUGCGAUUGUGGCUGCGAAACUAUGAGCCGGAAGCUCUCCAAAGGGUUGCAGAGGUUGUGGUCGGACGACAAAUGCAAAGUUCGAGAUCCUCAAGUCUUCUAAUUCCUUCAGCUGGAUCUCUGGACAACACGCGCUCAACUCGGAGCCUUGUCAGCUUCUUCGAGACCUUCUUCGUCAUCGUUGAGGACCUUGAUGAGGGCAACAACCAUGGUAGAGUGGAGACUGCCGACGAUCUGGCUAUUCGACGAUGGCAGAAGACAGUACUUCGUAGUCUGAUGCUCACAUGGCUGCUUGACCAGGCUAAAGUCACGGGCACGGUAUCUGGUCGGCUAUUCAAGAGCACUGCGCAGCACAGGUCUUCUGCAGCCGUGCUUCACGCGCUCUCCAGCCUCCUCGUACCAUCUAUCGGCGACAUUACACGUACGCUACGCCGAUUCGACUUCAUGCUCGAGCACGUCCAGGACCCGCUUGAUGAGGUGGACUAUCACAUCGGCAACAUUGCAAUAGACUUUCGAGACGGAAUCCGGUUGACCAGGCUGGUCGAGUUACUGCUCUUUUCUGGCCAAGGUCAGGCGCCCUCUUUAGGGAGCAAAGUAGAGGAAGCGACCAUGACCUUGCACCUUCCAGACCAGAUGAUACUAAAAAGCGACUUUCCCAACUAUGAUGCUGGCACGUUGAGAGUCCUGUCCCAGCACGUCAAAAUGCCUUGUCUCGGUCGUGCACAAAAGCUCUACAACGUACAGAUCGCGUUGACUGCGCUCCAGGAGUAUAGCGACUGGUCCGUAGACAUUACAGCUGACGAUAUCGUGGACGGCCACCGCGAGAAGACAAUAAAUCUUCUUUAUGAUCUGAUCAACCAACAUGUUUUCACGCAACUCGUGGGUCAGAACGAACUUGCAAAAGACAUCGAGCAGACGGGUGGAGACACGAUAGCGACAACGCACUCCAAGCAGUCGGAUCGAGAAGACACGCUACUGCUAUGGGCUACUGCUCGCUGUAGCAGCGUGGACAAGAACCUCCAAGUUCGCAAUCUUACAACAUCAUUCGCGGACGGCAAAGUGUACAACACAAUACUGACUUCGUUCGCCGACGUACUGCCUUUCCAGCCUUCAUAG